Messenger RNA from [Torrubiella] hemipterigena, 4998 nucleotides. NCBI's taxonomy places the organism in Eukaryota, Fungi, Ascomycota, Sordariomycetes, Hypocreales, Clavicipitaceae. The record is from the annotation of a GenBank genome assembly.
CGUUUGUAUUGAACAAAUCGCCGAUUUGCUCAAUAAGCCCAACUUGUAUAGAGAGUAUUGAGCUCAAAGCUCAAUUUUUAACAGUCGUCAUAAAAAACAAACUCGGUACUUGGAGAGUUCAUUUUAAGAAAAUAGAUAGGAAACAAGUAUCCAUGGGUGCUGUUUCCUAGCUUUCAGGCAAACCCCCAGACAGGCAAGCCAGAACUCGUGCUCACUCUCUCUCUAUUGGCUCACCGUCAUAAACGAGCCUGGUAGGGCGGCUGAGAUUAAUUGGACAGCCUCCGUACUGCGGCUGGAGUUUCAUGCAUAGCCGCCCGGCAGUGAGAUGCAUCCAGCCAAUCAGCAUGACGUACGUUUCUGGGGGAAAGAGGUCAAACAAGACUUCCAUUUGUAGUGGCUAGCUGCAGACAUACCCCAUCAUUGAGUAGGAACCGGCCAGGCUGUCACCAGCCCUCGUCUAUUGCGUCUGUCGGCAGAUAGUUUGGAGGUCACACAGUCUGCAGCCACGAUGCAAGAAUAGCAGCAUCUGCAUGCAGUCCUUAGCGGUUGUCUUAGGUGGGUUGGUGUCGAGGCAAUACUAAUAGAGGUUAUGUCCUGGGAUGGACUUACUUAGUUCCUUGUUAGCAGCCUUCCCACCAUCACCAUCCGCCGUGUUGGUAGUCACUUUUCGUACAUUUAUCUUUGAUCUACGUCUAAACAAUAUGGUUUGGCCUUUUAAGAAGAAGAAGAAGAAGAAGAAGGUGGAGGAGGUGAAGCCCGACGAUGCGGCAGGGACCGAGCCGCCCUUGGUCCCAGCCGGAGUUGACCCUACUGCUCCCACCGCCAGCGACCCCAAAACAGCACCUCGAACCAUGAAGCAAUUGUUCCCAGACAAAGACAGUACUUAUGGUCUUCGAACCCUUCAUGAGCCCAGUUCUUUCAUCGUGGAUAUCGUUUUCGUCCAUGGAUUGAUGGGCAGUCCUGACAAGACAUUUCUCUAUAAAGACAAGGGGACGGAGGUAUACUGGCCAGUUCACCUCCUUCCCCAGAAGAUUCCCAACGCACGUAUUCUUACUUUUGGGUACGAUGCAGACGUUGGUCGUUUUCUGGCUCCGACCGGCCAAUUCACAAUAGCAGACCAUGGCAAUAUGUUAGCGGGUGCUCUGGCCAGGCUGAAACGUGAGACCCCUUCUGGACCUAAAAAAACUAUUUUUGUUGCUCACAGUCUUGGCGGCCUAGUCGUGAAGAGGGCAAUGGGCAUAUCCGCGUCAUCUGCGCAACAGUACCUGCUUCAGGUAUCACAGGAUACCGUUGGUAUUGCUUUUUUCGGAACCCCCCAUCGAGGUUCCAAUUUAGCACCCUUUGCGAAACUAUUCGCUGAGCUCAUCCGGCUCUCGGGAUCGAGAGUAAACCCGGAGAUUCUGGAGCCUUUGAAACGGGACUCGCAGCUCUUGGCCGAUCUAGAACAGAGUUUUGAAAGCUGGACAGCAAAAUGGAAAGAUGACGAAUUCAUUGUUUGCUUUGUAGAAGCCAUGGAGGUUCUUGGGCUGGGUUUGAUAGUCACCGCUGAAUCUUCAAAGAUUGGUCGCUUCGCACAAGAAAAAAUCCGGGCCAAUCACAUGGAUAUGGUAAAGUUUGCCAAUGCAAAUGUGCAAGGAUUUCAACAAGCGGUUGGCGAAUUGCAGAGAUGGAUAAGUAAGGUCGGCCAAACGCAAGCCGAAGGAGAGAGCAUUCUUACUAGCCUAAACACGUGCCUUGAAAUAAUGCAUCUGGACCAUAAUGACAUGCUUAAAGCAUCCACCCCUACCAAUCUGCCAAGCAACCUCAACAGCACUCAGCUCGAAGAGUCUACUGAGUGGUUUACCAAGAGCCCUGAGUUUCGAGCUUGGUUAAACGGUCAAGGAUUCGCGUUACUCUGGCUCCAUGGACCGCCAGGCUCUGGGAAAACCGUCCUAAUGGGUUGCCUUCCAAAGCAGCUUGUACACUACAUCGAAUUAUCCAAAGACUGGGACACUGCAUCCUUUUUCAACUGCUCCCUAACCACCUCUGAAAGUUCAUUACUAGCAUCGCUUAUAUUCCAGCUUGUCAAAGGUGGUCCACGAGCCCGACUCGUAUGGAAGGGGGCAACAUCGCAAUCAGCACCAUCCAACGAGUCGGACCUCACAAAUCAACUCCGGGUUUUGCUGAGAUGCGCCGUUGAGGGGGCGCAGACACGUGAAACGAUCAUUCUCAUCGGCGGUGUUCAUGAACUCAGUGCUGAUAGGCCGCUAGAGUUCCUCAAGACGCUCUACUUUAAAGAAUGGAAUGCAAGAGAAAUGGGUAUCCAAGACAGCCAAGGAGGAACGUGGCUCGCGACUCACCCCGAGUAUACCCAAUUCUGUGACAGUGCGGCAUCCGACUUCUUGUGGAUAGAAGGCAAGCCAGGCAGUGGCAAGUCAACUUUAGCGAAGCGAAUCGCUAGAAACAUGAAGGAGAGGCGUCCAAACUCCGAUCCACCUUUCUCGGUAAACGCAGAAGGGGGUGAAUAUCCAAGUAGUGCUGGCGAUCAGAGGGACAUUGUUGCGGAAUUUUAUUACAGUUUCCGCGGAGGUGUCAAACAAACCAGUCAUGUACUCAUGCUGCGUUCCCUCGUCUAUCAAAUUUGGUCGCAAAACACCAGACUGUUUCCCCUUUUGCAGGACCAAUAUCGUCGACUGAAGAAGAUGGUCAAGAAGCAGAACGAGGACACUACGGCAGCAACGGAUUCGCUUUGGACAUAUGCCGAGCUAAAAGACGCCUUGCUAUGUUUGCAUCAGGUUGACUUCCCUCUUCAUGUAUUCAUUGUUGUUGACGGGAUGGAUGAGUCAGAUAAUGAUCUGAGGAGCGGUGUCGUAGCAUUUUUACCAUCGCUGUCGGCUCCCUCAAGCUCAAGCAAGUGCAUUAUCAAGCUCUUGGUUGCCAGUCGACCAGAGACUUCCCUUAAUCAUGCGUUGCUACGAGGCCACCACAUUGUGCUCCAGGAUGUCAAUAAAGAGGAUAUAGGGCGUGUCAUUGAUAACGGCAUUAAGCACCUCAAGUCUUUACAGAAACGGCCCCACGAUAAUGAUGCAGGCUUCUCUGAUAUCCACGAGCACAUCACGGAGAAUGCCGCAGGGGUUUUCCUGUGGGUCUGUCUAGUUUUAAGGGAUUUAGAGCGAACUAUGAAGGGCAUCUACACCAUGAAAGAUUUGCUGAAGCGAGCUCGCAGUCUUCCCAAAGAUCUGCUAGGGAAGGAUGGGUUCUAUCGCCUGAUAAUAGAUUCGAUGAUUAGACGUCAACAGGACGAAAACCAAGACGAUGAAGAAAGGGAAGCGAAUCUACGAAUGACUCGUAGAAUACUUACUUGGGUAACCUUUUCAGAACACCCAAUUACUAUUCCAGAACUGGCAACAGUACUGGCGAUACGAGUAGACUCUGACCAGCCAGGCGACGAUGGGGCAGUCCAGAAUCUACAAGAAGGAAUUCUCUUUUAUUGUGGUGGCCUAGUCGAAGUUCUACAUCAAGGAGACCUAGUGCAGCUUAUCCAUCAGACCGCCAGGGAGUUUCUGAUGGAUACAUCGCAAAUAGCGUCUCCAUAUCAACUCAACCAUGUGUCAGGAGAUGAAGAAAUUGCGGCAACAUGCUGUUACUAUCUUCAUCAUACUUUUACCGCUCCUAGUACUCAGCUUGAGGCUAGCGAAGAGGAUCAACAACUAGAACAGCUGGUAGCAUACCUUGAGGAGCGAGAGCUGCUCAACUACUGCCUCAGAUACUUGACAACACAUAUUGGCCACCUUCAUAGAAAUAAUCGGGAGGGGAGUAUCUUGGAUAAGUUUGAGGAGCUUGCUGCAGUACUUGGCAAGCAGCCAAGUUGUUUCGCUUCACUACUACUCACUAAGUGGGCUGGAUCAUCCUUAUACGUAUCAUCCCGCUGGAGGCUAACAAAUGACCUAAGGUCUGAGCAGGCUUCGAGACAUUGUCUCCAAGCCGCUGUGGUGAUGGCUGCGGCUAAGGGAAAGGCCAAAGCGAUGGAAAUUCUCGUUGCUCUGGGGGCGGAGGCUGGGACUCCGAACAGGAGUCGGAAAUACGCGCUUGAGUCCGCAGCGAGGCUGGGCCAGAGCCAUGUCGUAAAGCUGCUUUUGGAUCUCAUGGUACCUAUUGAUAAGCAGGAAAAGAAAGCGACGCCUUUGAUAUCUGCUGCAUCCGCAGGCCACCUAGAGAUUGUGCGGCAGCUGAUCGAGGCGGGAUGCGACAUCAAUCUGCAAGCAAAGGACCGUAAGACAGCGCUGCACGCUGCUGCAUCCGCAGGCCAUUUGGACAUCGUACAGCAGCUGAUCUAUGCUGGAGCUGACAUCAAUAUACGUAUGACGGACGAGAAGACGGCGCUACACAUUGCUGCAUCCGUAGGCAAUCUGGACAUCGUGCGGCAGCUAAUCCGUGCUGGACCCAACGUCAAUAUGCGCAUGGCGGACGGGACGACGGCACUGCACAUUGCUGCAUCCGCAGGCCACCCGGACAUCGUGCAGCAGCUGAUUAAUGCUGGAUCUGACGUCGAUAUACGUACGAACGACGGCAACACAGCGUUGUACGCUGCUGCAUCCGCAGGCCACCUGGAUAUCGUGCGGCAGCUGAUGAAUGCUAGAUCUGACAUCAAUAGACGUGGGGCGGACGACAACGUGGCGCUAAUUGCUGCCAUCAGGGAUGGUUACUUGGAGACUGUACGACGGUUACUGGACAUGGGAGCUGGUAUUCAUAGUCCCAGACCGCAUGAAACUAAUUUACAGGCUACGAGAUCAAGAAAUCGUUGGGAUAUUGGGGGUCUACUAGUCGAUCGUGCAACUAAGAGGCGUUGAGACUAGAGGUGGCUGACUUUGUCGCCAAGAUAUAACCAGCAAACGAGCAAGCCCACCUACAUGCAAGUGGUAGUUUAUUUAUUUUGAUGAUUUUAAUCUUACAAUUCCAAGUCUAUCUACAUCUUUAAUCUCGAUCCAGCCAGCUGAAUCAAAAGCAGGCUAGCAUUUG